AUGGGAGACGACACUCUUACGACGGCCGCCGCGAAGUUUAUCGCAGAAAAGCAAAAGGCGCAUCGGGAGGAAACUGCAAAGGCGGAGAUCCGAAAACUCGAAGAAAGCAAUGAACUCGUUCAUCUGAAAGAUCUUCUAACCGAGUACGAAAAGCAGAUCGGCCAGCACUCUGAUCAAGAAGAAGAAAUCCAGAAUCUCCGACGCUCAGUGUAUGAAGAGCUCCGUGUGGCACGGACACGAGAACACUACAUCAAACGUUUAGAGAAAGACCAUGAGGAAAUCCAGGAACAGCGACAAGACGCAGAGCGUCGAGAGGCGCAGCUCAAGGAAGAACUCGACUUUAUGGGUCACAGAAUCGUGACGCUAGAGAAGGAACUCGAUCGCAUGUUCGAGGCCAAGCUUAUCACCGAGAAUAUCACUUCCAAUCUCCUCCGCGAGGAGAUUGGAAAAUGGAAGCAGCUCAGGGACACCUUGCUGGACCUGCAACCAGAGAAGACCUUUUGGGAAACUGUUGAAAUGUUCGACCGAUUCAUGACGAUGACCUUGAAGCUGUCCCAGAAUGCAGACAAGGUCUUUCAAGAAGGGGUCGUGGGCACCGAAGCUCAGCGCGCUAAGCACGUCCGAUUCAAUGGUCAGUCGAUGGCGGCGAACUUUUACGAAACCCCAAUUCCAGACCAGCCCACUACAGUUUCCAACCUGGGACAGCCUAGUUCUCACUAUGAUCCAGAUCUCCACUACUCAAGGGCCACAGGGCCUUCGAAUACCGGCUACCAAACCGUAGCACAAUUUCUCGACGCAAGCCUGGAGCCCAGAGACCUCCAGUUUCACACACAUAUGGACAGACAAAUUCCCACUUCGUCAGAAAGUGAUUUCUGGCAACAGAUAGCCGACGAAACCUGGCAACGUGCGGUAACCCUGGCCGCGGGGCCUAUGGAGGGGGUAGAGACCAGUCCACCAUACACAAUCUACGACAGGACUUCAUCUUCUGGCCCCGACCCCGAGGAAUGGAAAUUCAAACUGCCUUUUACCAAGGACGACCAUGACUGCGAGGGCUGGCCGCUUGGGAAGCGCCUCAAGAGGGACCUACCUAUCUCCAAGCUUGACAUGAUGAACACGACCAAACCCCUGCUGAAUCUACUCCAGCUGCAGCCUUCAUCAAUGACUACCAAAAGUCCAUUCACACACCCCAAGCUGCAACUCCGACCGUCGGUUGUUCACAAAUACUUGAAACGGGACGAUGAGCAUGCUCUUCUCUUCAGGGGGACGAAGAUCCGGGGGCACUUCCCCGAGCGGGUUUCAAAAGUAGCAAGGGUCCGAUCUAGUCUUUCGGCUCGUUGCGUGCCUUCCUGGAACCGAGGAAUGUCGCUCUCACCAUUAUCCAACAUCAGCGAUGAGAAAUUGAUCGAGGAGAAAUUGAUUCAGAUUGCCAACGUGCGGAUGCCGGCCGAAUGGCCCAAGAGCCCAACACCUGAAGCUGAUGAUAGACACAUUCUCGUUAGGGACAGAGAUCGAAACGGUCGCCCGUUUCGGCGGCAGUGGCGUCAGAUCAGGAAAAGGCCGCAGGUCGUGCUGAUGCCGUUACUCGGGCUGGUGUUGAUACUCUGUGUUAUGCAUCUGACGCGAGAGUACCUUCUGUACCAACGCUUUAUCGCGUUCAACACCACGUCCGAUCGAAUGAUGCACCGUAUGCGACGCGCGCAGGCAGAGUUUCGGCCGCCCGUGGAUCGUUAUGUGCAGCGGGAGUGGAGGCGGUGGUUGGAUGUCGAUCGCGUGGCAUUGCAAUAG
Molecule: messenger RNA, 1785 nt
Organism: Penicillium argentinense
Lineage: Eukaryota; Fungi; Ascomycota; Eurotiomycetes; Eurotiales; Aspergillaceae
Exons: 1
Coding region: 1-1785 (594 amino acids)
Source: RefSeq, a predicted model, not a curated record